AGCAGUUCCUGGAAAAUAUGUCCUGAUUUCUAAUAAUUAAAAGCUUGCUUUGACUGUGCCAGUUUUUUUAAUCUAAAAUAUCUGCUUAUCUAAGACAGCCAGAAAAGCGAGAUGAAAUGCUAAGCAGGCUUGGUAGUUUAAAUGCAGGCAGAUAUCCCGAUUCAAACUUUAGAAUCUGUCACAUAAGUAGGAAUGACAGAUACUUAAGUGACGUUUAUAAUGUAUUGUUUAUUUUUCGAAGCCUAAUUGGUUUGCCAAAAAGUCGAAGAAAGACAGAAAUUAGUUUAGCAGAACAAAAUUUGGAACAUACCGAAACUUUAUCUAAAGCCAGGUUUUGAUCUGAUCUAGCUUUCAAAACUCUGUUUAUCACCUUACGUUUUGUGUCCUUGCUCAUUUUUGACGAAAAUAACUUAUUUAAUGCACAGCUCUAAGCGCCACCCUCCUUCUGAGGGAUAGUGUUCCUUGGUUGCUAGGAAUAUUUCUGUCUCUAUGGUGACCAUGGAAUUUCCCCAAAAGAGACUGAAACACCGAUGGGAGGCUUGAUGCUCGAAGAGAAAUCAAAAUGGCUGACCUAUGUGACACAGAGAACGAGAAAGUUAAGUCGUUUCUGCAGAGUAUCCAGAGGGACAUAAAUUGUUUGUCUGAUGGAAACAAAAUGACAAGAAGAAGGGCAUUAGAGAAACUGCAGAAAGAGAUUUUCCAGAUUAAUGCCUUUUCAGCUGUUGAAUUAGAUAAAGUGUUCGCUGAGGUCUGCAAGCCCUUGCUAAGUCUCUAUUCAUUUCCAGUUGAUAGAUGUAGAGAACUUUCCAUAAACAUGAUUACAGAGUUUAUCAAGACUAUUCCUGAGCCUUGGAGCCAUUUACCUUAUAUAAUUGCAGUGUUGACCGAUCGACUUGGGGGACAAGAGAUAAUUGAAACUACUGAAGAGAUAAGACUGCUACAAAUGCAGUCACUUAACUGUAUUAUCACUGCCUGCAAAGAUCAUUUAGAUCCAUAUGUAAAAGAUAUCAUUCAAAUUUUAACAGCUACAAUAUUGGAUCCAUUUCCCGAAGUCAAAAAGGAAAGUUGUAGCUGUGUCAAUAAAUUGUCUUCUGUUGUUCCGGAAAAGUUUUAUUUUCAUGGCGAGGUUCUCGUUCGACCGUUGGUUGUUUCAGUCAGCCAUCAGCAUCACAAAGUGAGAUCUGUUUGCCUGCAGACCAUUGGCGUUGUCAUAAAAGGGACCAGUGGCAAAGAAGUAGACAAUGUCAUAUCACACAUCGCACAAAGAACAUUCGAUCAUUCACCUCCUGUUCGUAUGAUGGUCACAAAUAUAAUCGGUGAUUGGCUUUUAAAUCUACGUGACAGAUACUCGUUUUUUCACAAGCUUCUACCUCUCUUGUUAACUGGAUUGUCUGAUGAGAUGACCGACAUCAAAGCAAAAAGUAAAGAUCUCUUCGACCAGGCAGGCCAGCAAUACGAGGCCGAAAACGAAAAUGACUUAAAAGAGAAGCUCGAUUUCCACGUUGUAAAGCAUUUUGAAAAUGUUCAUCCUGGGGAAAGACCCUCUCUCGGUUGUAGAGAGCUCGUGCAGCGAAACUUCUCAAAAAUUCUUCCAGCCGUUCUCGGAGACCUUACCGAUUGGGUUGUUGAAACUCGAAUUAAAGCUUCGCAGUUACUGUAUCAUUUAAUUUUCUACGCAGAAGACCACAUUACCAUGCAUCUGGAGCCUCUACUUCAAGGUCUUUAUAAAUGCAUCCGCGAUGAAGAAGAGGCUGUUGGAAGAGAGGCCAGAUGCAGUGCGGAGUUGGUUGGGCUGUACGUCGAACCAGGCAUUUACUUCAAACUAGUCCUCACACAUUUGCAGUCAGUAUCAACUGCAAAUGCAGUAUCGUGCUCUAAUGCCGUUGCCGUCUUGGCAUCUCUCAUUCGUGGUGCUGUAUCAGAGCUUUUGAACAAAGAGCUCAAGGAAAUUUGCGCAGUUAUCUCAUCACCUGACGUCAGCAUAACGGUGACAAGAGAGCUGCACCAGGAAUUAAAUGCACUUGUUGCUGCAGUUUUGUCAAAACCUGGGCUGGAUUUCUUAAGCCUUAGCUUUAUGCUGUUCGAUAUUUUACUUAACAUCAUGUCAAUGGCAUCUGAUCCAAAUAUCAUGAAAGAGGCCAGGGCAAAUCUCGAAAAACUCUCCCAACUCAGGGGUUUGGGAACUGUUGAUCGUAUUGUGGAAGAACAUGGCUAUGGAAUUUUAACGAGUUUACAGGAAAAUGCGGAAUUGUGGACUGGCAGCUCUCCAGAACGGCUUAAAUUCGACAUGCUGCUGACAUUGUCUCACAAAGCUUUCCCUUCCAUGCUCAACCAGUCGAUGGAAAUUUUUCUAACGAAUCUUCGACCGACCAAUGACCCAGAACUAAAACUAAAAAUGUUUUCAUUGCUAUCAAGAAUUGUUACUGGUGUCAGAGAUGAUAAUGACGUCAUCGAGUCGCUCCAGCCUUUCUGCGUUACGCUGCUGAAGGAAGCUGUUCUGCCUAACUGUAUUUGGCACGCUGGGAGAGUUGCUGCUGCAGUGCGGGCUGCUGCGAUGUCUUGCUUUUGGUCCCUUCUGCAGGGUCAUGUGAUCAGGACGGAACACAUCAACGAAGUGUUUUCGGACAUGCUUAUUCAGAUUAUAUCUUGCCUUGAUGACGACAACCAAACAACUCGAAUGGUAACUUGCAAGACUCUCCUCAAGCUGCUUUGCGAAUGCAGGGAUUCAUUUGAUGCUGAACGGCUGAACAAGAUAUAUCCAGAGCUUCUGAAAAGAAUGGAUGACAGCAACGAAGAAAUAAGGAUGCUAACCACAAGAGCUUUUUCAUCUUACUUCAAGUGUUUUAGUAACUACGAUGCAGAUUUCUAUAGGCCACACUUAGAAGCAAUGUUCAAAGGACUUUUAAUCCACCUUGAUGACCCAGAUAAAGCAAUACAGGAUUCCGUUUUAACCGCUUUAAAAGAUGCUAGUUUUAUCCAUCCAAGUUUACUGCGAUCCAAGCUAAACGAAGUUCGACAUAAGCACAGAUUAUCGAUGUACUGUGAUGAUCUUGAGAAAUACAUCCAAACAAAUCUAGAGCAAAAAACGUGAGGAAGUCGUUACAAAUUAAGACUUGUUUCUGCUCGUCAUUCUGGAGGAAAGAUUUUUAUAUCAAAUAUUUAAUGUUUGUAUGGUAUGUUGGUGAUCGUGUUUAGAUAUUGUACAUAUCAUUUUUUUGCGGGUAUCGAUUCCAAAAAAAUAGGUUCCUUGACUGCAUUUGUUCAAUUUUAUAUUUUCUGGCCUACUUCUCCGUUUAUGUAAGGAAUGGAAAAUUCAACAAUCAAUAUUUGUUUUCAUAUGUUAGACCUGUUUUUCAUUCUAGCUAUUUCAAGCGACUAUGGUACGAGUUUCUGUAUUUAUCGUUUCCUUUCGAAUGGUGCAUCAAUAGUUGCAAAUUGCUAAUAUUUAAUGGUUUAAUUUUAGAAGACUGGUGCCUAAAACUUUUUUAGUAAAAUGUUUUUUAAAGGAGUUUUUUUCAGAACAAACAUCAUCCGAGUGUUUUCAUAUCUUUUUACUCCAUCAUUUUCCGCUGAAUAUAUGACUUAUUGUGAGCUAAAACCAUGGUUUUUUCUUCAUUGUAUGGUAACUCGAUUAAUCCCUCCAGGGUUAUUGAGAUGCACAACUUGGCAUGUUUUGGUGGGGGUUGGGGAUCUGUUCGAGUGUGGGGGCUUAUUAACAAUUUAACUUCUCCAUGGUGGAGGCUAGUAAGAGAGUUUAUACGAGAGAGGGGGUGAUUCAAGGAUAAACGGCAGGUUACUGCUGAUGUUCUGGCGCAUAACCAAAGCAAUAAACCUAAGAACUGGUGUCACUUAGCAUAUAGAAAAAUGUUUUUUACAUUAAUCCCCGAGCCUAAUCGAACCAGUUGAAGAAAUUGUGCUUCUUGAAAGGGUAGGUAAACACAGUUAAUUUUCUACGUUUCUUGUAAGAGCGGUCUUUUCCCUUCUUUUGCCUAUUCAAAAAUAAGCGUCUAAUCGGGGUAGGGGGCAAAUGCCUUUCAUUAGAACGAAACUAAUUGCAAGAUUCACAGAAUACGGCGGACAGCCUAUACUGCAUUAUCGUAAAUCCUCAAAUUAGCCCCCUGAGGGCUUAAUUAUUUUUGACAUUUUUGGACGGGGGCUUAUUCGAGAGGA
Rhopilema esculentum is the source of this 4170-nucleotide messenger RNA. RefSeq names its product dynein axonemal assembly factor 5. Gene Ontology annotation, biological process: cilium movement; inner dynein arm assembly; outer dynein arm assembly. Gene Ontology annotation, molecular function: dynein intermediate chain binding. Lineage: Eukaryota; Metazoa; Cnidaria; Scyphozoa; Rhizostomeae; Rhizostomatidae. Gene Ontology annotation, cellular component: cytoplasm. The record is from RefSeq and is a predicted model, not a curated record.